UGGAUUGGCCCCAAAUUAUAUACUCCCGAGAGGAGUUCAUCUUGAAUCAGAAAGGAGUUUCUGAGAAUGCCGAUCGCUUCGAUUUCCAUCCUCCGCCAUUGCUACCGAGCUCCGGUGUCCCUCACGGCUUUCUUCCGAUGCACGGUUUCGCAUCAAGGCGGCAGCGGCAGCGGCGGCGGCGGAAUCGGCGGGAGCUUCUAUGUUCUCGCGGCGAGAAGAGAGAACCCUAAUGUCUCCCGAAAGCCACAGCCGAGCAAGAAUAUGCUCAGAGCCAAACACACCUUCAAGGAGUACUCCUCGCUCGCGCCGGUUCUCUCUCCGGACGACAAGCCUUCUCUAUCGGAGUCUCAAGCUGUCGGAACCGUCGCCACCGCUCAGGCCAACUUUAUGCGUGUCAUUGUCCACGAUGGUCCUAGUUUUGAGGAGGAAGCUUCUGAAAGCUCGGUCGAUCAUCAAUCGUUGAGAACCGGCGUUGAGCUGCUCUGCGUGGUGAAAGCGGUGCUGAAGAAGAUAAGGAGGAGGGUUCUUGUUGGGGAUAAGGUUCUCGUUGGAUCGAUAGACUGGAUUGAUCGAAGAGGAAUGAUCGAGAACGUGUUUCAGCGACGCACUGAGAUUCUUGAUCCUCCUGUGGCGAAUGUUGAUCACUUGUUGGUGCUUUUCUCUUUGGAUCAACCGAAGCUCGAGCCGUUCAUGCUCACGAGGUUCUUGGUGGAGGCCGAGUCCACCGGGAUUCCACUCACACUCGCUUUGAACAAGUCUGAGCUAGUCAACGAAGAGGAACUUGAAUCAUGGAAGGCAAGAUUGCGCAGGUGGGGAUAUGAGCCGAUGUUUUGCAGUGUCGGAACCAAACACGGACUUGAUGCUGUUGCAUUUAACCUUCGAAACCAGACUUCUGUGAUUGUCGGGCCUAGUGGUGUCGGGAAAUCUAGCUUAAUCAAUGUUUUGAGAAGCAACUCCGGUGGUCCCCGUGCCAUGGAAGAUGAUAACUGGUUUGAACCUAUCUUAGGCAGCAAGUGGUUUGAAGACCAACGAGUAGGCGAGGUCUCGACAAGAAGCGGUCGUGGGAAACAUACUACCCGAAAUGUCUCGCUACUGCCGAUAUCCGCAGGUGGUUACCUCGCCGAUACUCCCGGCUUUAAUCAGCCUAGUUUGCUGAAAGUAACGAAGCAAUCUCUCGCUCAAACGUUCCCCGAGAUUCGGGAAAUGCUCGAAUCUGCUAAAUGUGCGUUCAAAGAUUGCUUGCAUAUCGGGGAACCAGGAUGUGCGGUGAAAGGCGACUGGGAAAGGUAUCCUUACUAUUUGCAACUGCUCGACGAAAUCAGAAUCAGAGAGGAGUUCCAGCUGAGGACUUUCGGGACCAAACGGGAAGGCGACGUUAGGUACAAGGUGGGAGACAUGGGAGUUAAACAAGCGGAACCAAGGCUAGAAUCCAAGAAGCAUAGGAGACAGUCGAGGAAGAAGAUAAAACAGAACAUGCUUAAUGAGUUGGACGAGCUCGACGAGGAAGAUGAAUACUCGUACCUCGAAAACGACCCCAUCGUCAGGGCAAUAGAGAACGAGAACAACUGAAACAACUGAGUUUCGCAACCUUCCCCCAUGUAAAUAUUACGACAACGAACCCUCUUCUGGUCCAAAUCGGGUAACCACUGUUCUUAAUCCUUCA
Molecule: messenger RNA, 1663 nt
Organism: Tarenaya hassleriana
Lineage: Eukaryota; Viridiplantae; Streptophyta; Magnoliopsida; Brassicales; Cleomaceae
Product: putative ribosome biogenesis GTPase RsgA 1
Exons: 5
Coding region: 67-1569 (500 amino acids)
Molecular function (GO): GTPase activity; GTP binding
Source: RefSeq, a predicted model, not a curated record